This is a messenger RNA of Salvelinus namaycush (lake trout), 495 nucleotides long. RefSeq names its product adhesion G protein-coupled receptor L3-like. The record is from RefSeq and is a predicted model, not a curated record. The coding region runs from base 223 to 495 and encodes 90 amino acids. Gene Ontology annotation, biological process: signal transduction. Lineage: Eukaryota; Metazoa; Chordata; Actinopteri; Salmoniformes; Salmonidae. Gene Ontology annotation, molecular function: carbohydrate binding. The transcript is spliced from 3 exons.
GGGAUAUAUGGUUCUAGUCUCUGAGAUGUGAUGUACUGGAUUUGUAAGGAGCUUUGACGAGAGAAGAACCACUCACAGGAUAGGCUUUGAGAACCGUGAAACCGGACCAUAACAGGACUGCAGUGCAGCGGAAGGAACCUAACAGACGGAGCGCUCGCUUUGGGCUCACCAGGGAAGGCCUGACCCCUCCAUUGGGCGGAUCGACAGCCAGGCGGAGGGGCCAUGUGGUCUGCACGCCUGCUCCUCUUCGCCAGCCUGUUUGCGCCAGCAGCUCUGGCCUUCAGUCGAGCUCCCAUCCCCAUGGCGGUGGUGAGGAGGGAGCUGUCGUGUGAGAGCUACCCCAUCGAGCUGCGCUGCCCGGGCACCGACGUCAUCAUGAUUGAGAGUGCCAACUACGGCCGCACCGACGACAAGAUCUGUGACGCCGACCCAGCGCAAAUGGAAAAUACACGCUGCUACCUUCCCGAUGCCUACAAGAUCAUGUCCCAGAGGUAA